Messenger RNA from Malus domestica (apple), 1407 nucleotides. RefSeq lists its product as uncharacterized. The record is from RefSeq and is a predicted model, not a curated record. NCBI's taxonomy places the organism in Eukaryota, Viridiplantae, Streptophyta, Magnoliopsida, Rosales, Rosaceae.
AAAACAUAACGGAAAAACGAAAAAUCAGACUGGAAAAACGCCAAGCUUUGUGCUUUUCAUGAUUAAGCUUCCGGUUCGCAGAAUGGCAGAAUUGGAAAGCGUCGGAGCGUAUCGUAUAGGACUCAACGAGUCCUAUCGGUCUCUGCCGUCGGUCUACUUAGCCUUCAUGACAAUCUGGUUCGUCUCCGCCUGCUCCUGGACCUUCAACACCUACAAAAACCGCCAUCUCCAGACGAAUAAUUUGCAGUGGACGCUCGCUUCUGUUCCGCUGAUUAAAGCCUUGCAACUUACGUUGUCUUUCCUCUUCUGGUAUUCAUGCUUUCAUCUUCAAAUAUGCUCCCUGUGGAUGUCAUUUGGGAUGUAUGUAACUGGAGUGAUAUUUCAGACAGCUUCUUUUGUGUCUUUUUUACUCAUCUCCCAUGGUUACUGCAUCAUGUGUGAGCGCCUUUCAGUGACUGAGCGGCGUACUACUGCUUCCCUGGGCUGUGUCUUUUACUUGACUCUUGUCGGAUACAAAGCUUCUGUACCUUAUUUCUCUGUCUUGCUGCUGCUUAGCUAUUUCAUCUCGUUCUAUGUGAUAUUUCACCAUAUUUCGCAAAAUCUUUUAGUAUUGCGCCACCAAUUAAGCUUCAUAGAUGAUGAAGAUGUUCAUGCAAUGCAUGAUGCAGUCUAUACAAAGUACACCAUGUUCAAAAAGUUUCAAGGUGCAAUGCAGAUAGUAGCCGUGGCAGAGGCUGUGAUAUACAUUAACACGGAUGACUCAUCCGAAAAUUACUGGAUUCGCUUGUUAAUUCGAGAAUGGGCACAGUUCUGCAUCUUUGUUUACAUUGGGUGGACUUUUAGGUCAAGGGACUUGGCACCACGGUUUUCCGUUAUGCCAACAUUGAAAUCUAAACUAGUGGUGCCUCCCAUUUAUAGCAUUGAAAUGGAUGCAGAAACUUUCAGAGAUUUCACCAAGCAUGAAUGGCACAUUGGAGUGCCAACUUCACCAUCUUGCGAAGAAAGCGCUAAGGAUUCUGUCUUGGUAAUAAUUCAGCAUCCGCACGCAUAUAGAACAACUGCAGCCGGAAAAUCUUCUCACAUCCAAGACCAGAAGCCACUGUAGGCUGUAGCGCUUCAACGAUUCAACUACAGAUGUCAAAAACUUGACAUGCAAGUAACCGAUAGAGCAGUUCGAGUGUUCAAACAUCUUCUCGCUGUCGCUUUCGCUUUUUUGUUGGUGAGGCGAGCCAACGGCGUUUUUUUUCUCAAUUUUCAAAUGGAAUGCAAUUCCCGUGUAGAAAAGUCUGAAGUAGCCAAUAUAUACCUGUAAAUAAAUACAACCUACGAAUCGAAUUGUAUAAAUCAGACAAAUUAGAAAACAAAUGGUAUCUUCUUUGCUCUUUUAUAAUUUCUAUUGCUUUGCUA